CUAAAUAGCUUUACGAAUUUUUCAUUUCUUUCUGUUCUGAAAAUCGAAAGUCGCAGUACUACAGUGUAAUGCUUACGAUAUAGUGAGAUAGUGAGAUUUAAGUGAAAGUGAUUAUUAGUUAAAUAAAUAUAGUGCUGCGAAAAUGUCGCCGAAAUGUCCCGUUGUUCCUUUACAAGAAAUGACUUUAUCAUUAGUAGCUAGACAAUUAAUACAUACGUUAGCGCAAGUUGCCGCCGACGAAGAUGUUGCUCUACCGUUCGCGAUGGUAUCGUCGUACUACGAAAGUAUGGGAGCUACAAGUGAUAUCUUUCAAGAUCUUCUCAAUCUAAUUUUAAGCUCAGAAUACUUAGAUCCCUCUAUCAGAUAUUAUACAAUGAGACUGCUUCUAAAAGAAAAUGUGAAAAGUUUAGCGACGGGCAUGUUUCCCUGCUCCUAUUACAGAAAAGUCCUUGAGUUGAUUGCAGAACAAGGCCGACACCUUACAUCGCUCAAUUUGAAAGGUGUGUGGGUUAAAGAUGAACAGCUGUCACUUUUUUACGAGAUAAUUAGAAAUUUAGUACACUUGACUUCUUUGAAUAUACCUUAUAUAGCUAAUGAUGAAGUUCUGAAAUUCAUUGGUGAAAACAAUAAAGUUUUAAAGUUACUGGACAUAUCUGGUGAAACUGAUAUAACAGAAAUAGGUAUUGAUGCCAUGCUCACUGGUAACCCACAGCUCACUCAAAAUUUAUCUGUUGUAAAUAUAGGGAUGUACGGAGAGGAAAACAUUGACCACACAGACGUAGCCCUUUUGAUACGACGAUUACCAAAUCUUACGAAUCUCGGAUGUUAUUCGUUUGUUGGAAAGGCAUUGUACUACCUCUAUAAUAAUGAUUGCCCAUCGGGAUUUAAAAGUAAGUUGCAAUACGUUCACGACUCUCAAACCAAUACGAGAACGAUGAGAGCUAUUGUUGCGUUAUGUCCAAAUAUAGAAACCAUUUAUUUAGAAGAACCCGACCAAGGAGUGUUGCCGAUGAUUAAGGAUUUAAGUUUAUUGAAUAAGAUAAAAUUAAAUAAAUUUCAGUGUCAUGAACUACAUCAAUUGCUUGACAAAAUAGGAUAUAAAAUUGUAACGCUUCUGCUUUCCGGUUCAUUAGGGUCGUUUAAUUUUACGAGAAUAGCGGAAACUUGUCAGAAUUUAGAAAGUUUGGAAUUCUAUUCGAUACAGACGGCGACUCAUGAAGAAGAAAUACCCUUUAAUAAGCUUGAACAUAUCGAGAUCAUACAGGGCAAUCUAUCUACGCCCUGUUUGAAGUACCUAAUGACUAGUAGUCCUAAACUUAAAAAGUUAAUAAUUGGGGAUGAAAUAAAAUUAGACGAUCAGGAUAUGGCGCGUAUGUUCCGGCGUUAUAAGUUCGAUAAUUUAGAAGCAAUUUGGUUUCCAAACGCACCUCGUCUGACGCAAGACACAGUGGAGCUAUUGAUGGAAACCUGCCCGAACCUUCGAAGUCUCGGUCAGCUCAGCGGCUGGAGAUACACACCAGAUGAUAUGAUGUUAAUGAGAGCGAUUAUUGUCAGUACUAACACCGAUUUGGUUCUAUUACCACUUGGUAUCUUUCAACAAGGAAAUUGAUUAUUUUUAUGUUUAUUUCAAUAACUAUUUUACACUUUGUAAUAUAAUAAAACUAUUGUUAAGUU
Messenger RNA from Melitaea cinxia (Glanville fritillary), 1674 nucleotides. RefSeq lists its product as uncharacterized. The record is from RefSeq and is a predicted model, not a curated record. Gene Ontology annotation, biological process: SCF-dependent proteasomal ubiquitin-dependent protein catabolic process. NCBI's taxonomy places the organism in Eukaryota, Metazoa, Arthropoda, Insecta, Lepidoptera, Nymphalidae. The coding region runs from base 143 to 1609 and encodes 488 amino acids. Gene Ontology annotation, cellular component: SCF ubiquitin ligase complex. The transcript is spliced from 2 exons.